UCAACAAAUUGUGAUAAAAUUGCCACUUCCACUUUUAUUACAGAAAAAAAUGAGAAUUCGGGGUGUUUUCUUCCUCUACCUAGGGCUCCUGACAAUCAAUGGUGAGCUUCUCAUAAACAUCAGUAAAGGAACUGAAAAGGCGUCAGUGUUCCAUCAAUAUAUAUCCGGGAACAGUACAGCUGACACUGUGACUAUCAAGUUUCUAACACCAGAUGGAGUUGGGGUCCAGCAGGUUGUGGAUUUGAAGAAUAAAGUUAGUAUCAGUGUAUAUACAGUACCUGGAGAACAGGAUCUAGGAGAGUAUGGAUACCAGGUUUUCUGCUUUGUUUCCUUAUUUACUGGUGAUAUGAUCCCAGCUGAAGCUGUGAAUAAACUACGACAGAAGAAUUCAGGAACAGUUAGGGUUGCUGAGGAGCACAGGGGAACUACAGUUCAGGAUAACCCAGUAAAAUUGAUAGUUCCUAGAUCCAGUCAUAUUUCCGCACUUAUACCUUCUCUAUGCAGGGAAGCCAGAGAUGCCACGUACAGUUCUGAACAUGAAAUUAAAAAAAUACUGGGCAAUGGAGCCCAUGGCGGAUCUCCAUCUGAAUUUAUAAAGAAGAAUCUGCACGCAUACGAAACUGCUGACAGAUGUGACCGGGUUGAUAGAAACGAAGAGAAACCUUGUAUUUGUUCUAUAUCCUCGUGUGUUUGGUGGUUUCCUUGUUCUCUCAAAUUUUGCAGGAAUAUGGAUGGAGAAGAGCAUAGAUGUGGUAUCCGAACCUGUAGUAAAUGCACCUCUAACAGGUUCCUUGUCUCCAGCCCUCUUUUCUGUACUUGGGAUAGAUAGAAACUGACAUUGAAAUUUAAAGAAAAUUCAUCAAACCCGCCGGACUCUAGCCUAUCUGUAAACCUAAUCCGCUAGACUUUAGGCUCUCGAGGUUGGACAUGUUUAGAAGAGUUCGAGAAUUCCUGGAAUUUCAGAUUGGGAACUGGUCUCAAUGAACCUUGUAUCGGAGAAUACACGGAACCUUGUUGUGAACUGAUGAAGUUUAGAGAAAUGUUUCAAGAAGAAAAUACAGAUUCAGUUUCUUUAGUUAGUUGAUCAGAUCAAGGUUUCAAUGUUCACUUUGUGACUCGGACAUUGCAUGGAAGGUCAUAUGAAAUUACGCUUACAGUCCCUUUAAGUGAGGUGGAAACUGAAAUUAUUAUGUACGAUGGAUUUAGAAAAAAGAUCCCCUAAUCAUUUCAGAAUGUAAAAAUAGAAAUAAAAUAUAUAGUUUUCAUAAAUAUAAAAUUAUUUUAUAUUAUUUA
Eurytemora carolleeae is the source of this 1293-nucleotide messenger RNA. RefSeq names its product out at first protein-like (gene oaf). The record is from RefSeq and is a predicted model, not a curated record. The transcript is spliced from 10 exons. Lineage: Eukaryota; Metazoa; Arthropoda; Copepoda; Calanoida; Temoridae. The coding region runs from base 50 to 829 and encodes 259 amino acids.